Messenger RNA from Pseudophryne corroboree (corroboree frog), 1339 nucleotides. It is a transcript of the gene FNDC11, whose product is annotated as fibronectin type III domain containing 11. The coding region runs from base 28 to 1149 and encodes 373 amino acids. The record is from RefSeq and is a predicted model, not a curated record. The transcript has 3 exons. Lineage: Eukaryota; Metazoa; Chordata; Amphibia; Anura; Myobatrachidae.
GGUUGUCGUGACAACGGGAGAACGGAGAUGACGUCAUUGGUGGGUGCCAUUCUUCUGACUUCCGCCUGUCCGCGGUCGGUGUUUGCACAUGGUAGGGAUAUAAGGUGCAGCUGCAAAUGGUGUGUGUACAUUGUACUCCUGGCCGGGGAGGACCUACAGCUCGCACCGGAGAUUGUGCUUAUGGAAAGAGGUUUGAUAACAGAAUCAUGUAAAAUGGGUGAACCUUCCACAAAGAAGUGCGAUCUCAAGACCAGUGUGGACUUAGGGGCAGAGGAACAGAAAGAUGAGGGAUUGACCAUUGCACUAGAGAGGAAGGAAACUGUCUUGAAAUUCCUAAAGAAAGACCUAAAUAAGCCCCUUCUCAAAACAUAUCAUCUCCAGGUGAAGAUUCUCGCCAAAUGCUCCUUUUACCUUGAGAUUCUACCUAGGUAUUUGCCACUGGGAGACCAAAACCUGAUACCUAUGACUAUGUCUCCACUCGUAGACCCCUGUAAAUUUCGGCGUAUGAAAAAGAUAGGCACCUUCCAGACUAAGAUCCAGAUCCUACUGUUGGAAGAAUUCUUGGAGCAAUUGCAAAAAGGCAGAGUGAAGCUAAAAGAGAUUGUACAAUCUUACAGCAUUAGCAGCUUCUUAACAAAAUGGAACUACAUCAGCCAGUGUCUAUCCAACAUAACAGGCCUUCUAGACAACUUUCUGUCCAUGUUAGUGCCUGGGCCACUCUAUAUGAAGCAUCAUCUGAUAUUAGAUGUUGGAGGCAUUGCUAUUCCUAAACUCCAGCUGGUCCUGACAACGAAACCACCAGUAGUGUUUGACCGAUUGGAGUGUAAGGCUCAUGAGAACUGGAUAAGCCUGAAAUGGUACACGCAUGGGCAGGAGACCCAAACAGAAAAAUAUGAUCUGUUUUUCCAGAUAUGCCAAGUACAAACAACUCAGCAUUCCGUGCAAGAAUCCAUAGUCUCCAUUAGCACCAACCACUUAGUAAUCCGCCAUCUACUGCAAGAUCAGAUUUAUGAGUUCUCCAUACGAAGGGCAGAGACUAGUAAUUUGGUGUAUGAAGCUUGGCAUGAUGUCAUCACGCUGAAGACACAGCAAACAAGGCAAAGCACUGCACUGUCACACAUUAGCCAGCUACAAGAGACACACAAUUGACACUUGUCCCCAGUACAAUACUUAAUGGUACCUUUAUCCUCCUUAUAGAAACAUAGCAUUCCCUGGGGAGGAAGACACAAUAAUCUUUGUGUGUUACUCUUUCAUUUGAACCAUGCCUGCGUGUAUCUGUAUACAAUUUUAUUACACUUGUAGAAUAAGUAAUAUCUUUUCAAUACACUACUAUAAAUUU